Tilletiaria anomala UBC 951 is the source of this 5271-nucleotide messenger RNA. RefSeq lists its product as uncharacterized. Bases 179 to 4933 code for a protein of 1584 amino acids. Gene Ontology annotation, biological process: DNA repair; proteasome-mediated ubiquitin-dependent protein catabolic process. Gene Ontology annotation, molecular function: protein binding; nucleic acid binding. Lineage: Eukaryota; Fungi; Basidiomycota; Exobasidiomycetes; Georgefischeriales; Tilletiariaceae. The transcript has 3 exons. The record is from RefSeq and is a predicted model, not a curated record. Gene Ontology annotation, cellular component: nucleus; site of double-strand break.
AUUUACUGCUCUUGAGUAAGUGCGCCUGGUGCGUUCGGCGGCACUCGUCCCUACUAGCAGUCCUCUUUCGAGUCCGGAAGGAAAGCCACAGCUUCCUUGUUCCUCCAGGAGGAGAAAAAGGAGGCGGCCUCUUGAGUAACUCUGAUUAGCGCACCUUCCCCGGACGCAAGUGGCAAAGAUGCAUGUCAUCUCCCACCUGCAGCAGCCAACAGCAAGCUACUCCUCCUUGCUCGUCCGCGAUCUGAUCCCUGCGCAUCCCACGCUCCUUGCUGUCGUGCAGCACACCAAUGCCAUCUUUCUCGCUUUACCCUCGGGUAGUAACGCCGCCGACGACGGACAGGUUCUAAAAGAGGUUAUUCGGUUGGAGCUCAACGCCCGUAUCGUCGCGCUGCGCUCCAUUCCAGCGCCAGCAUCUCCGACCUCUUCGACAAGCGCCAACGAUGUAUCUCAUCUCUCCCGCCUCGCCAUCUUGACUGACCAUCACUCUCCACGCUUGCUCAUCGUGCGAUACGACCAGCACGUUCAUGGCAGUCAGCAGCGAUAUAACCCAUUCGUCACCGAAAGCGUUCUGCCGCUCGAUGAGAUCGCUCUACCAGCCGCUGAGCUGGGCAUAGGCCUUUUUCUCGAAGACUUGAUCGACAGCAUGGUCGCGCCAGCUGUGGCAGGAGCGGUAGGAGCACGAGCAGCUUCUCGCCACCCACCGUACAUCGCUUCGCACACACACUCGGGCUUGCUCAAAGUCGUGCCGCUCGCAUCGCCUGUAGAUGACGGGGAAGGAACGCAUGCGCAAGUACGGAGAAGCGCAAAGGGAAAGGACAGAGCGUCUUCGGGUAGCAGUAGCGCAGCCAAGAGUGGCCGCGCCAGCGCUGUGGGUCUGGGCCCUGUAUAUGAUCCCGCCGAGGCCAAGGUCGCCUUGACCAGAUCUGCGUUCAACGUUCGACUGCCGCAUCCGACCUUGGUCGCAUCCACCUUCCUUGACCGCCAAUCGACUUCAGGCUCGGGCCUGGCAGGCGGGCCUACGCUCGCGCUCCUCUCGCUCUCAUCUUCCACCUCUCGCAUCGCAGGUCUCGGCCCACAAUGUGUGCCUGUGCUGUCUUUCCACAGCAUUGAUGCCGAUGCAGAGCAGCUCGUCAAUGUCCCUUGGGGCCCAAAUCGCAAGGUGCCCCACCCGCCACAGCAGAACAGUGGUGCUAGCAAGCGAAAGCCGAGCGACGCGGCGUCUGCCGCCAAACCAGGCGGAAGCGCGCCGCCAGGUCACGGAAGCAGCGGCCUUGGCGGAAACGCCAAGAAACCCAAAGCCAAGUACGGCCCUUCUGCGACGGGCAGAACGAAGGAUGCAGCCGUCGUCGCAGCGGAGGAGGCGGAGCUUGCAUGCUCGACCCUCGCAAGGUCCCACGUGCCUUUGCCCAUUGUGGAUGCACUUGGUGCCCAUCACUUGAUUGCGGUACCCGCCGACUGGGGAGCGGGCGUCGUCGUAUUCUGCGAGGGUUGUCUGCUGUACGUUCCGCCACCACGGGCCGUUAGCUCAGAAAGUAGCGAUCAGCGCCGCACUUCAUCGAGAUUUUCCCAGGGGGCCGAGGGUGUAAGGCCGAUGAACGCUGCUAGCAGCAAAGUUAGUACAGGCGCUAGUGCAGCAAGUGCCCUCACCAUCUCACAGGAUGCUUCUAAGCGCAGGAAGGCAAGUUCCGGCAGCACAGGUGAGCCGAAAGAACAAGAUACAGCAUUCAGCCCUGCUAGCAUUGAGAACGAGAACCGCAAGCGUGCGCGCAGGAGCAACAGCGGUGCCCUUGCUCUGGAUGCCAAUGCCGAGCCCGGCGGGUCGGCUCUGUCCAUCUCGCCAGAGGUCUCCCAUUCUGGGCCGCUCUCAUCCCCAGCGAGUGCUAGGCGAAGCUCUGUGGGCAGCGGUAUGACUGCGACUGCAACUGGCUCGCGCAUGUCCGUGCUCAAAGUAAUCCUCAAGAUGCCGAUCAAGGUCGUCGCUGCUGCUGUCAUCGCCGAGCCUCGGUCCAGGGACGACGCCAAUGGAGCGGGAGAAUCUGGUACAAGCGGGCGCAUUGUCUACUGCACGCAUGCAGGUUCACUCGAGGUUGCCACCUUGCACUUUGCAGAAGACACCCUUCCCGGUUCUCAGCCGUUCCGUAUCUCUGUCCAGCAGCUCGGCCACGUCAGUAGACCCGGCGGACCUGAUGGCCUUUCCUACCUCGGCGAAGGGUUCGUGCACGUUGCCAGUUCCAGCGGCGACUCGAUGCUUGUUCAGAUUCGAGAUGCACCAAGAGAAGGAGGUGACGACGGCGCCGAUGGGGCAGAUGCAGUCAUGCAGACUUCUGCACUUGCCUCGUCUCCGCCAACGUCGCCUACGGCACCAUUUAUCAAUCUUUCCUUUGGCGGUGCAGCGAGAAAGUUGCAACUGGCCGAGGUGCGCCGCUGGCCACAGAUCGGGCCCAUUCUCGAUUUUGUCGUCGACGACGGCGCCGGAGGUGACGUGAGUGCCGGCAACGCUGUGCAAGCGCGCGUCAUCACCGCCAGCGGCACCGACUCGACUGGCAGUCUCCGCGUCAUCCGCAGCGGCGUCAGUGUCGACACGCUCGCGGAGAUCGAGCUCGAGCUCGACGCGACAGGCAUGUGGGCCGUUGAUGCGGACAACCAGGGUGGCAAGCUAUUCAUCCUUGAAACGAGGCAUGGUAGGCGCUUAUGGCUGCUUGACACCGAGGGACAGCUGCGCGACCAGACGCACCAUCUGCAAAAGGCAGGCAUUAGCGCUGGCGAUACCACGUUUGCAGUCAGCGGGCUUGCGGGUCAGGUAGGCGCAUUCAUUUUGGUCACUUCAGCCGCUGCGCAUCUGCUCUCUGCUGAAGGCGGAGAGAUCAGCGUCACAGCAUCGCACACUCCUGCAAAUAGCAUCACUGCCGCUUCGGCACAGACGGACGGCAGUGUCCUCCUCGCAACUAGCAAGUUGGAGCUCAUUCAUCUGCAGCUCGAGAACAAUCGCGCAUUCUCGACCAUUGCCAAGGUUUCCACCCCGUGUCCCGUCUCUUGCAUCCACUUGCAACCGUCCACCCAAGAGGGAGGAGCACUGGCCGCUGCGGGGCUGUGGGAGAGCAAUGCCGUCGAGCUGUAUCGCCUGCCUUCUCUGGAUGUGGUGACACCACCGUCGAUGGAUCUGUUGCCUCACGCUUCGCUGCCAAGGAGCGUGCUGCUGCAUCGAUUUGAGAGCAGACUGCAAGACGUGCCGAUCCACCUGUUCGUCGGUCUCGGCGAUGGAAGCAUUGUUCUCUACAUGCUUGUUCUGCCGAGAGCCGACUCGAUCAACCGAUCGAUCCGCGUCAUUGAGCGCAAGGAGGCAAGCCUUGGCAGUCAGAGCGUCUCGCUCUCGUCCGUCGCCGUUGCGGCUGGGGCUGGGGUGUUUGCCGCGUGCGAUCGGCCGACCAUCAUUGCGUCGGACCCGGGCCUGCAGGGUUCGCUGACCUAUAGCGCAGUGCAAGCGAGGGACGUCGUUGCCAUGUCGCAGCUCUCCGCCGUCGAGGAUGGUGAUCUGGUGUGCGUCGCUCUGCUAAGCGCUGACCGCCUGCAGAUUGCGCAGCUGGGCGAGGUGCAGAAGCUUGAUAUCACCAGGGUCGACUUGGGGCACGACGACCCGAUCGCGCUGGCGCGGCACCCGCAGGAGGCCUGUGUUGCCGUCGCCACCUGGCGCUUUCUCCCAUACGGCCGGCGCAGCAAGAUCGAUACCGUGCGUGGCUCGGUGAAGGUGUUCGACCAGGGCGACUUUGAGCUGCUUGAUACUGCUCUGCUGGAGGACAACGAGCGGCCGAACUGCGUGGAGGUGAUGCGGCUCGGCGACGGCGGCGACGAGGCGUUUGUCGUCGUUGGCACCGGCAUCAUUGACGAGAGGCAGAGCGAGACAGUCCAAGGCCGCAUUCUCGGAUUCAAGGUCAUCCCACGGCGAGGAGAGCGGAGCGGGCGCGCACUGAGGCUCGAGUUUGCGCACAGGGUCACUGGCAACGUGUAUGCGCUUGCGCAGGUCGGCGCGCGUGUCGCGGCAGCCAUUAACUCGGACGUGAGCGUGUUCGACUACGACGCUGGCGCUGUCGCUGUGCACCCGUCGGUGUUGGCAUCGGCGUCGCCGCCGGCGCGCUUGGCGAUUGCCGACUCGUGGGGCUGCGCGUUUGUGGCGUGCACAUUGUCGAGAGGGGCGUCGGCGAGCGAGCUGGUCGUGGGUGACGCGAUGCGCUCCAUGUGCGUUCUGCGCGUCGACGCGCGCGACGGUAGGAUCCACACGCUGGCGCGUGACUGCGACCCGUACUGGACGACGGCUGCAGCGGUGCUGGACGCGGAGGCACAGCAGUAUAUCGGCAGCGACAUUUCGUUCAACGUGUACAUUUCGGAGCGCGCGCGGCUCCCUGCGGCGACAGCAGCGCGGCGGCGCGCGCGGGCGCGGGAAGAGGGCGAGAGCGAGAGCGAGGAGGAUGGGUUCAGCCACGUCAUGCGGCGCGGGGGUGUGUGGCACUAUGGGGAUCUGAUCAACAAGUUCUGCGGUGAGACGCUGCUGCCACGCGCUACGUGCCCGGCCGAGGCAACGCCGCGGCUGCUGUUCGCCACGGCCGGCGGCGCGAUUGGCGUCGUGUCGCGCAUCGAGGACCGUGCGCAGGCGCAGCUGCUGAGCCGCGUCGAGCGCAACGUCGAGCGUGUCGUUCCGCCGCUCGGGGAUAUUUCGUACGAGGAAUGGCGCACGAUGCGCACAGAGCACCGUGUCGCGGCGCCUGCCGGCUUCCUGGAUGGGGACAUGCUGCAGCGCUUCCAGACCCAGCUUACGCGCGCGCAGCGCGAUGCUGUCCUUUGCAGCAGCAGCAGCGGUGGCGGCGAUGGCGUGGGUGAGGAGGGCGCGGACGUUGCUCGGGUCGCGCGGCUCGUCGAGAGCCUUGCGCGACUGUGUUGAGUUGCUGAGAGAGCGCCUCUGCUUGUUUUUUUUGGCUGCGUGUGCACAGGCAGCAGUGCUGCGCUACGAGAUUUGCAUGGAGCCCUGCCCGCUGGGGUUCCACGCUUGCAGCCUGAUCGAUGAGUGCCGCCGCUACACGUAGUAGUGUAGUAGUGCCACUACUGGGGAUGAGCUGUGCAAAAGUUGAAUCACACGGUGGGGGCGGGCGGUGAAAGGGUCCCGCCGACGCGCCAUGGCUAGGCACAGACGUUGACGCCAGACGCGGUGAGACUGUUCCUUGGCACACACUCUGCACAGCACUGUAUUACAUUGCACUGCACUGCACAGCCCAGUAUGUA